Pangasianodon hypophthalmus (striped catfish) is the source of this 10854-nucleotide messenger RNA. It is a transcript of the gene syne3, whose product is annotated as spectrin repeat containing, nuclear envelope family member 3. Gene Ontology annotation, cellular component: cytoplasm; meiotic nuclear membrane microtubule tethering complex; nuclear outer membrane. The transcript has 18 exons. Lineage: Eukaryota; Metazoa; Chordata; Actinopteri; Siluriformes; Pangasiidae. The record is from RefSeq and is a predicted model, not a curated record. Gene Ontology annotation, molecular function: actin filament binding. Gene Ontology annotation, biological process: nuclear migration. Bases 198 to 3635 code for a protein of 1145 amino acids.
UGAGGGCUUCGCGCAUGCGCACUUCAGACCUUGUCAGGGACGCAGGUCGUUUAUUGACAGUGAAGCUGCAGUAAUACAGUAGUGCUGCUGCUGCUUCCUAGCUAGCUUCCUCUGGACAACUUUUGUACUCCGAAAUCGCUUCGAGGACGUUUUUUUUUUGCGUUUCAGAUGCACAAGUAAAGGCACUGGUCAAGCCCAUGACCCAGCAGGAGCAGAAUGAGUUCAGGGAGAGAUGGGAGGAGGCGCAGGCGUGGAUGCAGGCCGUCCAGGAAAGACUUAAACUCAACGACAACACCGAAGGACCCAGAGCGGCUCUGGAGGCCCGACUGAAAGAGACGGAGAAAAUCCACGAGUCGGAGCCGGAGGGCCGGAUGAAAAUGGAAGUGGCCCUGGUGGCCGCAGACGCUCUUCUCAAGAACGGAGAUGAGGAGCUGAAGAACCAGACUCACUCCAAACUUAAAGAACUUAAGACUCUCUGGGAGGAGACGUCCACCUACAUCAUCCACUGCCACAGCCGUAUUGAGUGGGUGUGGCUGCACUGGAGCGAGUACCUGAAGGCCCACGAGGAGUUCUACAUGUGGCUGGUGAAGGUGCAGCGGGUGGUGGAGCCUCAGCUGGAGCUGCAGCUGGCUCUGAGGGAGAAGCUGUGGCAGGUGGAGCAUCACCGCGUGACCUGCAGUAACGUGAAGGCCCAGGAGCCGCUGUUGGAGCGCCUGCUGGACGAGGCCUCCACACUUUAUAACCGCACCCAGGACCCCAGUGUGGACGAGCACGCUCAGAACAAACUGCAAGAGGCAUACAACAACAUCCGCACCAGGGUGGAGGAGAGGCUAGCUCUGGUGCAGAAGGUCGCAGAAGAGCAUCAGCAGCACCAAAGCCGCGUUCAUGAUUUCCAAACAUGGUUGGCGUCGAAAACAGUAGAAGUGAAUCGUUUCAGGGAGAUGGAGGACGUUUCGGAGAAUCGACUACAAGCCCUGCAGGACCUGGAUGCCAGCGUGGCCCGUGAAGAAGAGACAUUAGUGUACAUCGAAGGCCAGGCCGAGGCGGUGAAGGCCAACACGUCACCUGCAGGAGCUGAGCUAAUCAGAGAGGAAGUGGAAGAGCUGCGGCUGGAAUGGCAGAGGAUGCGGCUGGAGCUGCAGGAGAUCCACACCAAGCUGAAGGGCUCUAUGGAUGCCCAGAGAGAGUACUACACCCGGCGAGAGGAGCUGGCAGCGGGCAUCAAGCGGCUCCGAGCCCUUGUGCACAAAAUGAGCCGGCAGCUGGAGAAUAAGGAUGGAGAGAGGAGUGAGGAGAACAUGGUGGCUCAGUGGAAGAGCUAUACCGAUGUGAGGACAGUCCUCUCGGCCGAGGAGCCUCAGGUCGAGCAGCUUAAAGCCCAGCUGAAGGAGUUAUACCGCUUCCCUUAUGAUUACCAACAACUUGCUGAUGAAGUACUGACUGCAGUGAAAGAGUACCAGAGUGUGAAAGGACGCACGUUCCGGCUCUGCUCGGAGAGCGAGACAGCUCUGAAGCAGCUCCUACAGGAUCCCCUGCACGUCUUUAGUCAGUGGAGUCCGCUGGCGUCUCAGAUGCUCGACACCUCAGCCGAAGUGACCGACUUCUCCCACAUGGCUGUGCUCGUGCAGAAUAUCGAGAAGCUCCUGAAAGACAGCGUGCAGCUGCAGGAGAGGCUCAGCUUGCUGCAGGUGAAAGCCGACCUGCUGAGCGCCGUGUUUGGCGAGGAGAAAGCCCAGAGCCUGCUGGAGGAGCUCAGUACAGACAUGAAGAAGAGAGAGCAGCUUCACAGCCAACUUCUGCAGAGGAGAACUCGACUGCAGGAAUUAAUAUCAACUACAAAGAAUUUUGGUGAUGCUUACGACUCUAUUCACCAGAAGCUCAUGUCUAUAAAGGAGAGAUUUCACGCUGCAGACGGACUCCAACCUGAUAUUCUCGCUAAGAAGAGCCAGGCUGACCAGCUCAAGGUCAUUAAGAAAGAUCUGGAAGACUGCGAGGCUCACAUCACCGCUCUGGAGACGCUCGUCUCCUCCAGUCCCGCUAACAGGACCAAGUUCGAGCGUCUCUACUCCGACUGGAAGCUGCUCUAUAAAGCUGUUCGGUCGAAGGCGAACGAAAGUGAGGAGAGUAUUUUGGAGCACGAGAGUUUCCAUGAGAGUCUACUGAACAUGGAGAAAUGGCUGAUGAUCAUGAGGCAGAAGCUGGAGUCGUUUCGAGGACCGAACGGAGAGUGGAGCGUGGUGAACCGGCAGCAUGAAGCAGAGAGGGCGCUGGGCGAGUUUCCAGAGAAGGAGCAUCAGCUGCACAGGACCGAAGAGCAGGGUCACAUCGUGCUGCUGAAAACCUCACAGGAGGGCAAAGUUCACAUUCAGCGUGACCUCAGGCGCCUGCGCGAGUCCUGGAUGUCUCUCCAUGCGCUCAGUCUGAACCUGUACAGACUUCUGAAUGGACACGGUGCCUCAGGAGAAAUCGACUCUUCACUACACUCACACCAUGCAGCCGAUUUCCUGGAGGGAAGUGGUGGAUCCUCAAUCCGAGUCAGAGCAGAUGGCCAAUCGGGAUUCGAGGACGACCUGCAGCUUCCUGAGGGCUCACGGAUGGCCAGAGGUUCAGGAGGGUUCGAGGCUUUUGCCAAACACGGGAAAUUCGUUACCAAACACGACGAUGCGUCUCAAACAGAGGAUGGGGAGUUCAGUCCUCGAGGUGGAAUCCUAUAUCCUGAUGAGAACGUCCAAGGAGUCUGGAGAGGGGAACCAAGAGGCCAUUCCACUUCCACUGAUGAAGUGGACUCGACUGCCAUUGGACGAGGAUAUCAGGGUAUCGGAGAGCAGAAAGAUGGAGGACACACCCAUGGAGCAGGAGCGAUCAGGAAAAUUGGAUCCGGGAAUCGAGGCAGAACAAGAGAAUGGGUUGAAGAGCAUUUAUCUAGGGUAGAAGAUGUUGGGAUAAUAAGUGAAGGCCACUAUGCAAGAGAUUCUGCUGACACGGCAAAACCCUCAAAUACAGAUGUUAGACCAAAACAGCUGUCUGCAUUUACACACGUCACGGACGCUUCAGGUCACGGCUCCACUGACAUCACUCAGGUGAGACAGCGCAGAUCUGAUUGGAAAUCUCGCAGGAGAGAGUUUGAGGCCUGGCUGCGUAAAGAAAACGAGAAACUCGCAGGGAUUAUGAACAACCAAAGAGCACUGAGCACCAAAGAACUGAAGAUUAGACGGAACACACUCAAGGGCCUGCGUGCUGGCAUACCGUGGGGUCAAGCUCAGUUCCAGCAGUUACUGAGCUCCUGGCAGGCUGAAGCAGGAACGGAGGAUGUGGAACUGGAGGAGCUUCGCUACAGAUGGAUGCUUUAUAAAUCCAAACUGAAGGACGCUGAAUGUGUUAAAGCUCAGCUCAAACUCCAGGAUGAAGGAGACCAGCAGGAGGAGCUUGUUCGGACCAGAAAGCAGGACAGCUGCUGUGGGUUCCUGUACCGUGUGUGUCGCGUGGCUCUCCCUCUGCAGCUGCUGCUCCUCGCUCUGCUGCUCUUCGCCUUCCUCCUGCCCAUGAUGGACGAGGGCACGAGCUGCUCGCUGUCCAACAACUUCGCCCGCUCUUUCAACAUCAUGCUGCGCUACCAUGGCCCUCCGCCCACCUAAACACACACACGUACACACACGCACACACACACACACACACACACGCCCGUAAGCAUGUACACACGCACAUACAUACAGACACAUAGCUGUACAUGCACAUACAUACACUAUUACACAUUUACGCACAGCUCUACCCACACACACACACACACACACGCAUGCACGCACACACACACACGCCUAUACACACAUACACACAGCUCUACAUGUAUACACACACCUAUAUGCACAUAUGCAUAGCUGUACAUGCACGCUCAGAUAUGUGCAUAGCUAUACAUGUAUACAAACACACACAUAACUAUACACAUGUACGCACAAUCAUACAUGCACACACAUACGCAUAUCUAUACAUGUAUGCACACACACCUAUACAAAUAUAUGCACACACGCACACCGGAACAAACAUAUGCACAGCUAUACAUGCAUGCACACAUAGAUACACACGCAAAUAGACAUGAGCACAGCUAUAACACAUGCACCUAAACACUUACACUUAUAUACACAUAUGCACAGCUAUACACACGUACAAACACACCUACACACCCUCAUAUAGACGUCUGCUCCAUCAGCAUCAUGCUGCCUGGUCCUCUACGCACAUAAAAACACACACACACACACACACUUGCAUACAUACUUCUAUGCACACAGCUCCUUCAACAUCAAUCUCCAUCCACCUAAACACACACCUACACACACACCUCCAUGCAUCUAUGCACACUUAUCCAUAUUUAAAAGAGAGUUACUUCAUCGUCAAGCUCUGUCCAGCUAAACACACAUACACACAACACCCACACACACCUACACACACCUACACACACGCUGAAGAGAGCUUUUUUUCCUCUGAGUCUCCUCCUCAGUGCCACCAAACACCAAAAUAUCUGUGGAAUGUACACUAUAUGUACUACUAUUAUAUUCAUCAUUAUUAUUACUGUUACAUAAUAUGAUUGUGUUAACUUUAUUCCUUUUCCAAGCAAAAAAAAAAAAAAUCAGAAAACAAGAAGCUGCAGAGAUGCACUGCAUGAAUCUGAGAUCAGUUACUGUAGCAUCAUAUUUCACACUCAGCUGGGCCCAGCAGAACUGUGUAUGCGAGUGUGUGUGUGUGUGUGUGUGUGUGUGUGUGUAUGAGUGGGAGGCUGGCUUUGACGCUGGCAACCUGUUCCUCACGACUCGAGCUGUUGCGCUGUCUUAUUUUAUUACAGAGAAAGCAGAGUAGAGUAGCUCUAAGGAGUGCAGAAACAUUUCUGUUCCAGUGUCUCAGUAUACUGCGGUGUAUAAGAAUGCUAGCAUGUGUGUGUUUCAAUAUUCUUUUUAACAUGCCUUUAUUAACUUCCCUUUAUGACUCGGAAAUGUAACUUCUCCAUCACAAAAGACGGCACUAGGGCUGGGCGAUAUGACAGGCGAUAUGACAGAAAUAUCAUAUCGCAAUACUUGAAAACAUUUCUUAGAUUCAAGAUAUAUAAAUUUAUUAACAAAGUGUGAUGUCUACACAGGAAAAAAAAUAAAUAAACAAAAAAACGCCUGGAAUAUCUUGCGAAUUUUCAUGGUAUCGAUAUCAUAUGGUCAUAUCACCCAGCCCUAGUGAACAAAGAAGCAACAAAAAGUGGAUUAAAAUCGAAUUAAAAUAGCAACACACUUUGCCUUGGUACUAAAUAUUAAGUUAAACGUGAAUUUCAUUCCACAAGUUUGCUCCCGAAGGCCCAGUUUGAACAAAUCAGUUUUAAAUUAAUAAAUUUCAGAGUAUGUUAUCGCUCUGGUUUACACUUCUAACCAGCCGCAUCUGGAAAUGAAAUCGCGUCAAAUCGUACAAAUUUCUGAGCAAGUCUACAUUUAUGUUGAUUCGAUUGUUUGACCCGUUAAGAGAUCAGCUAACGAAUUUUACAUGAGCUAUUACAGUAAGAGAACUACCCUAAAUAUGGUGUCUGGGAUUUCAAUAAGGGAACAUGGUGAGUGGAAGGGUUGAUGAGGUUAUGUUAAAAACAGUACUGAAACAGAGCAUAUAUCUUAAUUUACCUCAAUAUUUCCAUCUAACACUAAAACGUUUGGUUGGCCGUUGGAUAAAAUGCGCUUUUGUAUGGUCUUGGAUUAAAAAAAAAAAAAAAAGAUAACUUUAAAUCAGUAGCAGAAGAGCCAAAUAUUGACAUUAACUAUGCAUUAGUUACAAAAACUUUGCUACAUCUCUGCCUCAUAUUUUCUGCCUCAAUUUUGUCACCGAUGCUGAUUUUUUUUGUAGCUAAGAAUUUUAGCGCCUCGUUUUUAUGUUCAAAAAUGAAACCUGUAGUUUAACUUAAACAGAUCUUUGCUCAUGAUUGUCAAUUAUCAAAGUCAGCUAAACAAAAAUUGGCUUAUACAUAUAAAGCAAGCCACAUAUGAUGAAUUAACCUAGAAUUUUAAAGUCAAUGGAGUGAUUUAAAAUCUGAGAUUAAAAAACAUUUUUAAAUAUUAUUUUUGAUAAAUUGUACAAGAAAAAAGAAAAUUAACAGAACACUAGUAGGAAAAAAAGCACCACUGCUCAAGUUAGAUAGCGAAUUUCUGGUAGCAGUGAACGCAGUUCGUAAUUCGGACGUCAUCCUAACAAAAACCCAAACCAAAUAUCAAGCUAGCUAGCUAUCAGAGUUAGCAAUCGAAUUAGUUUAUGUAAUAUAUUCAUUUAGCGAUGGUAACUAGCUAGUUAUUACCUUAUUUAAUACUGGUAUUAGCUAAAAUAUAGCUAUAACGCUCCAACAACAUCCCAUCAAUGCAACACCAACUAGCUUAUUCAAUAGCAAGCUAGUGCUAGUUUCCCUUUUUUUUUUUAAUUAUUAAAAUAUUUCUUAAUUUAUUUCGUUCUGGCACAUAAGAAAGAUGGCUGCAUGGUAUCAUGUGACUACCGUGUAUGCCACCGAUUUUUAGAUUUUAGGACAUAAAGUCAUGGUUUGCAUUAGAUAUGCUAAAAUUAAAUUUUUUCGUAAAUAUAUUUGAAUGUUGGAACGCACAUGUGUUUUGAACAACACAGUAACGUUCAUCCGGUUUCUUUUCGGUUGUUCUGAAGGGUCCAGCCGAUGGAGUGAAAAUAGCCCAGUAUGUCAAGAAUGUCCUUAUUUUAAAACGUUCUCUGCUUCUUUUUUGACCUCCGAGUACUGCGUUCAUUUUUUUCCCCUUGCUUGAUUUUCUCAGAGGACCGACUGUUGCUACAGCAACCGGGACCAAAUUUAGUUAUUCUAUUAGGAUCCCAUCAUAAAGGUCCAUUGUUCGAGCAGCUGUUUCAGAGAUUGUUAGAACGGUUCUGUAUGACUCGGAUUAUAUGUUUUUAUUAUGCAGAACGACAGGGGUCGGAUUUGAGAGCCUGCCGAAGUGUGUGUGCACGGGUGUGUGUGUGUUCUUUAAGGAGAACUGCUUAAGGAAGCUCAGGUGGAUUUUGUAUUUGAAAGCAGUGUUAAAUAUCUGUCGAAAUAUCUGUUAUGCCUCAGAAAAACAGCAAACUAUUAUUUAAGCGUUCUUUUAAACUACGUUAUGCAAAAAAAGAUGUUAUGCUCAUGAAGAAUCUUUAAAGUCACCCAAAACUUCUCUGAAGGCCAUUUUCUAUAUUCAGAAAUCUUUUUGGCAACAAUUUACGUAAAAUUUCCGUUUAGUACUAUUUAACGUAUUAAACAUUUUCUCUGCUUGCGAUUUUAAAGAAUUGUGAUGAAGGAUUUAAUCAUCCACAGCCGAUAUCCAGGAAAAAAAGACAGGAAAUCGAGCAUUUCCACUAUUUCAGGAUUAAGGAGAGUACGAAAGAGGUGUAAUAUUAUCAGCUGUGCAGUCGGGAACUGCUGGCAGGCAGUGGCAAUCACCAAUCCUCAACAUUUUCAAUAUAAUCCUUUUACAAAUUUGUUCUCUAAUGUCCACAUGGCUGACAUUUUUCACUGUUCAUCUGAUGCUCAAAGUGUGUGAAUGCAUCUGAGUGUACUCAAAAAAAAAAAAACAGCGUUAUGUAAUCACUUUCAUAUUAUCAUUACAAUUUACCUUAUUCGUAAAGUGUAAAAGAUUUGACACUUGGGCCUAUUUAUCCUAUUUAGAUGAAAAUUUUCAUCUUUUUUCUCUUUCUCUUCUCAAAAGAGCCGUUCUUGAGCAUUUUUGGCUGAAAUAUUUUGAAGACAUCGGUUAGUUGACGUUAACUAUAUAUCGUCUAACGGUAGUUACGUCAAACCUACGCUGAUAGAUUUUAUUUCAUAUUAGCAAACAAACAUUCUCCGUUUAACUUGACAUAAAGUGAGGGCGCCCCAAGAGCAUGUGGGAUAGAGGGAAGGGGGCGGGGCUUUCAAGUGGUGUUGGUUAUUAUUGGAGAGUUAAAAACUCAUUUACAUACUGGCAAUGAUUUCAGAUUCAUAUAUUGAUUGGCUGAUCAUCCCUUUUUGAUUGGAGGAGUAAAAUACAGCUCUUUUGGCAUAUUUGUAAGUGAUAACUUUGCUGAUUUUUAAAUUGUAGUGUUCCAACGCAGGUCAGAUAAUAUAAUAUAACAUAUAUAAUUGGAGUAAACGUAACUGGAAGUAUAAAAUCGUGUAGAGACGAUUCAAUCGUUAUAUCGCACAAGUCUAGUAAAAUUGAGUAAAAUUAAACGUGCCCAUGUUUGCAGAUGUUAACUAGCUAAAUUCAGAACUGGGGCUGAAGCAAGUUCCAAUAUUUACACAUGGAGAAAGAUUUCAGGACGUUUUUUCAACAUUUAGUAGCAUAUUGUAAUAUAAUUUUGGCUAAUUUAUGUGGAUUUUUAGUGAGUUAACAUUUCAACAAACAUCAAUGAAUACACACUAACUUAAUUUGUUAACUUACGAUUUAUUAAUGCUACGUUUAACAUCAUUUAAUGUUCAAAGUUAAAGGAACCUUGACGUAAAGGUGUCAGUUCUCUUAAAUAUAUGAACGUUUAAAACACUCCCAACCCUACAAGCUCCACCCCUUUCGCCUGGUAAACCAGUACUACACAGCCUGCAUUUGCAUACUGGAACAUAAUAGGCUGUUAUACUUUAUGAUGCAAUAACAUUCUCCUGUCACGUGGUAUAAAUACUGAUUUUCUAAUAAGAUUUCCAUCUCCUGUGUUUCUUAAAGAGCAACACCAAUGAUUCCUAUUUUGUGUUAACAGCUGCUAAAAUUAUAUCUUUCAAAAAUAGAAAGAGAAUACUGAUUAAAAAAUGGAUUCUUAUGUUUACAUGCAUUUGAGUGAUCUGAUAAUGCGAAAACUCUAAUUUUUUUUUUUUAAUAGUAGUGUCAUGUGGUGUUGUGUUUUUUUAAGUAUGUUUAAGGGUUUUUUUAAUAGUUGUUAAAUUAUUUUAUCAACUGCGUAGCGGAUCAGCACCGAUACACGCUACAUUAUUUGUUUUUCUUAACGUACACAAUAUUCAGUGCUGCUGAAUGCUUGAUUCUGAUUGGUCAGAAGGUGUCUGAUUUUUUUUUUUUUUUUUUUUAAUGAAAAGGUCUUCAUGGAAGGAGUCUCCAGGAAAGUCUUUGUAGUUUCUCAGUAACAUGAUGAUUAAGAGUAAGCUAGCUCGUGCAUGGAGAUUGGAAAUGACUAAAAUAAAGUUUAAUAUUGUGGGGUUUUUUUUUAUAUUUUUCAAUAAUUUCAGUGGUGUUGCUCUUUAAAAAUGCAGAAAAGCCACUGCACUGAUUUUAAUCAUACACACGUUUUAACUUCACAGAAGUUUAGGGUGACUUCAAUGUAGAACCUCCAUUAAUACUUGAUACCUGUGUAACCAAAACCUCGGUACAAUCGACUGCACUUAAUCAGCUACUACGUGUUAUAGAACUGAAGUGUAGAAGUUUUGCUUAUUCGUGCAUUACUUUACAUUGUCUGUCUUUUUAAAAACCCUUUAAAUGUUCUAUACAGACGUCCUGUAUAGCGGAUCUACAGACGUGAUACUGUACUCAUUUAUAACACUGUGCAAGAAAAUUAAGAGAAAAUAUUUUUCAGUUAUGCAAAUUAAUUGAGGAUUUCUAUUUUCUUUUUUUUUUUUUUGGGUGUAGAGGCUUUCAAUGUUGAACGUGUGCUAAGUUAAGAAAAAGUGUAUGUUAUAUUAAAAUGACAAGGUUCAUGUUAUUUUCAUACAAUAUUUUGGAAUGUAUAACAUGCUCUAUUAUAACCUAAAGCUGAUAUACUGUAUUUAACCAAUAUUUUUGUAUUUUAUCCAUGGCAAUAAAUAUGCAACAUAUAUGCAGUGUACACAAAUGUGUCCUUACUCAGUGUUUAAAAUGUCGCGUUUUCUGAUCCCCGACUAACCGAAUCCAAAUUCCCGUGCAUAUUUCAGGUUAAUAAUUCUCAACACAGCUGCUCUUUCUCUCGUCCCACUACGGCGCUAUCAGCACUGUUUUUUCCACAUCGUUAAUUUCUGUUUGCUAUUUGUGUUAGAGCCACAUAGCAAUGUCUUUUGAACAGGAUUUUCGAUGAUACUACUGAAUCUGCUAUGAUACGACUUCAGUUCAUAAGAUGACGGUUCAGUAUUUGAUGAUACCACUGAAUCUGCUACGAUACAAUUUUGAUUCAUAAGGCAACGAUUCAACAUUUAACAUUUACGAUACUAUUUUGAUUUAUAAGACAAUGAUUCUAUAUUUGAUGAUACCACUGAAUCUGCUAUGAUAUGAUACAAUUUCCGUCCAUAAGGCAGCAAUACAAUAUUUGAUGAGACCACUGAAUCUGAUAUGAUACAAUUUUGAUUCAUAAGGCAACGAUUCGAUACGAUUUUGAUUCAUAAGGCAACAAUUUAAUAUUUGAGGAUACCACUGAAUCUGCUAUGGUACAAUUUUGAUUCAUUAGGCAACAAUUCAAAAUUUAACAUAACCACUGAAUGUGAUAAAAUAUGAUACGAUUUUGAUUUAUAAGGCAAUGAUUCUAUAUUUGAUGAUACGAUUGAAUCUGCUGCGAUACGAUACAAUGGGAUUUUGAUUCAUAAGGCAGCGAUUUGAUAUCUGAGGAUUCCAUGAAUCUCAUCAAAUACAGAAAAUACAGUACAAUUUUGAUUCAUAAAGCAACGAUUCAGUAUUUGAUGAUAAAACUGAAUUUGAUGUGAUACGAUUUUGAUUCAUGAGGCAAUGAUUCAGUAUUUGUUGAUACCACUGAAUCUGAUGUGAUACGAUUUUGAUUCAUAAGCCAAUGAUUCAAUACGAUUUUGAUUCAUAAGGCAACAAUUUGAUAUUUGAUGAUACCACUGAAUCUGCUAUGCCACAAUUUUGAUUCAUAAGGUAACGAUUCAACAUUUAAUAUAACCACUGAAUGUGA